CCUGUGGGGUCUGGGGGGUCCCUAUGGGGGUUUCUAUGGGGUCUGGGGGGUCCAUUUAUGGCUUAUAUGAGACAAGUGGGCGUGGCCACACGAGGCCACGCCCCUCGGUGGGCGGGACGCCCGCUGACCACGCCCACUUCCGACAGUUACCUCCUGGGUGGCUCCGCCUCUUCUGGCAGCGACGGGGAGGAGGAGCCAACUGAAGCUCCGCCCACCUCCCACCAACGCCCCGCCCAUGUGGGCGGUGCUACCACGGCUAAGCCCCGCCCCCCGACACCGCCCUCGUCCAAUGGCAACACUCCUGAAGGUGACGCUGAGGACAGCGCUGGGGACACAGAGGACGAAUUGCGGCGGGUGACCUCGCUGCCCCCCGAUGACCCCUAUGGCGGCUCCACAGAGGAGAACACCGACAGCGACGACGACCCCAUCCCCCCACUGCCCGGUGCGACCCCCUGACCUUUGACCUCUGGG
Molecule: messenger RNA, 471 nt
Organism: Phasianus colchicus (ring-necked pheasant)
Lineage: Eukaryota; Metazoa; Chordata; Aves; Galliformes; Phasianidae
Source: RefSeq, a predicted model, not a curated record